AUGCGGCCAGAUUUGGCGUUUAGUGUCGGUAUUGCGAGUAGAUUCACGGAGAGACCAAAUGUAUCUCACUUGGCACCACUUAAAAGAAUCCUACGCUACGUCAAAGAUACUCUUGGUUGCGGAAUUCUUUUUCCUGCAACUGACAUGGGCAGGAAGUACGAAUUGUUCGGUUACAUGAAUUACAAUUGGCACGGAGAUAAAGAUGAUCGAAAGUCUACGACUAGUUAUGUCUUUAUGUUUGAGGGAGCAGCAAUCUCGCGGUGUUCUAAAAAGGAAAAUGUGGUAGAGGAAGUUGUCACACUCUUGGUUGAUAAUGUUUCAACUAUUAGUCUUGCUAAGAAUCUCAUAUCACAUGUGAGAAGCAAACAUAUUGAGAUGAUGUUCAAUUACUUGAGGGAUAUGGUGUCUGCAGGUCAGUUGCGAUUAGGAUAUUGUCGAAGCGAAAAACAAGUUGCGAAUUUGCGAAGGGGAAAUCGAUUGCCCCUAUAUGGAAAAUCAAUCUCUUAA
Messenger RNA from Vicia villosa (hairy vetch), 507 nucleotides. Its product is annotated as secreted RxLR effector protein 161-like. NCBI's taxonomy places the organism in Eukaryota, Viridiplantae, Streptophyta, Magnoliopsida, Fabales, Fabaceae. The record is from RefSeq and is a predicted model, not a curated record. The transcript has 2 exons. The coding region runs from base 1 to 507 and encodes 168 amino acids.